UUUAAACUUAUGAAAAAUAAUGUUACUGUAGCUUGAAAGUUAAGCUACUGUGGAUUGUACAGUUUUAGUCAUUAUUAUCUAACUAAUCGUAUCCUGACUAAUGCCGUUUGGUUGGAUCACUUGGAUGCAUCGUGGAAGCAAGCAAGAAUUGGUGUGAUCUCUUAUCCUUCAGUCACAGAACAUGGCAUUUGUUACUGCUCAGAAACGCAUCGCGACACCUGCUGAUAUGCCAGCAUGGCGCGCUUCCAAGGCCUAUAAGGAUUACAUGCAUUUCAUCAUGGAUCUGAAUAAAGCUGUCAUGGGGAAGACGAACAGUGGUUCGGUCACGGAAAGCGAGGCUGUUACGCUGGUAUGCGCAAUGCUAGAAACAUUAAGAAAAUGGAUCGACGACAUCCCGCCUAUCCAGCAGCCCCAGCGAUUUGGGAAUCAAGCCUUUCGGACGUAUCAUGCGCGUCUCGUUGAGCGAAGUGCAGAACUUCUUUGUGGGAUCCUGCCGGAAUCGUCGCGCGAUGCCACGGUGGAGCUGCAGCCGUAUUUGUUGGACAGUUUCGGCAACAGCACGCGUAUCGAUUACGGAACAGGUCAUGAAGCGAAUUUCAUAAUGUUCCUUCUUUGUCUGUGGAAACUGGGGGUCUUCCAGAAAACUGAUGCUACUGCUCUUGUCACCAGCGUGUUCAAAAAAUAUUUGGAGCUGUGUCGACACUUGCAGUUAACCUACAAAAUGGAGCCCGCUGGCAGUCAUGGCGUGUGGAGUCUGGAUGACUUCCAGUUUGUCCCUUUUAUUUGGGGCAGCGCGCAGCUGAUCGAACAUCCAAAUUACGAUACCAAAUGCUAUUUGGACGAAAAGAUUGUGGAACGCAGCAAGGACGACUUUCUUUGGAUGGGCUGCAUAGACUUCAUUGGCAAGGUUAAAUCCGGUCCCUUCGCUGAACAUUCUAAUCAGCUGUGGAGCAUUAGCGAUGUACCGAGUUGGGGAAAAGUGAACAGCGGGCUAGUCAAGAUGUAUGAAGCAGAAGUGUUGCAGAAAUUCCCGGUAGCUCAACAUUUUUUGUUUGGAUCUCUUCUCUCCUUCGAUGCUGCCGCGUGAUUUACAUAACCACGGGAAUUUAUUUAUUUCCAGUUGGUUUCUUAAAUUUAGAAAUACGAUUUGUAAUUUUUUAACACUUAAAAUAGUGUGAAACCAUUAAAUGGUCUGUAAAUUCUAAACAACCAGGUGAAAGUUGUCGCUCUAAUAUACGUACGUAUUUAACGAUUCGAAACAAGUCUCGUGAAAGCCUUGCGUUUAGAUAAAAAAUGGUACAUCAAAUUCCACAAAAUGUAGAAAACGUCGGGAUUUCGAUGAAAAGCUAAGCGUAACCGCAGUACACAGAAAGGUGCGCCGAA
Molecule: messenger RNA, 1383 nt
Organism: Paramacrobiotus metropolitanus
Lineage: Eukaryota; Metazoa; Tardigrada; Eutardigrada; Parachela; Macrobiotidae
Product: serine/threonine-protein phosphatase 2A activator-like
Exons: 9
Coding region: 182-1087 (301 amino acids)
Biological process (GO): mitotic spindle organization
Cellular component (GO): nucleus; cytoplasm; protein phosphatase type 2A complex
Molecular function (GO): protein tyrosine phosphatase activator activity; peptidyl-prolyl cis-trans isomerase activity
Source: RefSeq, a predicted model, not a curated record